CAAAUUGAUUGGUCACUCAGUACUUCCUGGUGGUUCCGAUUGGUUGGCAGGUAUUGAGGGAAAAUUAAAACAGACGUUUGAACUACCCAGGAUAGGAUUUAUAUUUUGGGUCAGGAGCAGUCGCUUUUCAGGGCUGCUGUACGUUAGGGAUUACUGGAGAGAAGUGUGAUGGGAGAUGUGGCCGAACUUCAGAUCACGCCAGCCACACCUGGGCGGCCAACAAUUCUCAACCCUUUCGAAAGCCCAAAUGAUUACCAUCGACUGCACGAAUCCACUGUCGCCAGUCCAUCCCUCUUCAGGUCAAGAGCUUCAUCAGCUACCCCGGCAAAGUUCAAGUGGUCAAUCGAUGAAAUGGCGACUUUACUCCCAGUUGAUAUUGACCCUGAAGACAUUCACCGACAAUCCAUGUACUUCAGUCAAAACAGGACCGAUACAGAAAUUGAGGAAAAGUGUCAGAAUGCGAUUGAACAGUUUUUCACAAACGGUCCGAUUGUUCCUUCCCCUUGGGCUUCGUCAUCAAGCAAACUGUCAACACAAAUGCACAUUUUAAAGAGUUCCAUGUCCCCAGAAAUCCCAGAGGAGGAAGUCCCUGCUGGGAGAUGCAGUGCUGCCAGUCAGACGGUACUUUCUUUACCUGUGGAUUUUGAUCUGGAAAAGGUCUUGGGGGAGCACUACAGGCUGGAGGACGUGUCGGAGCAGGUCCAGGACAGCCUGAGCUCGUCCUCGCUGAGACGGAAGCUCUUCCUGGACGGGAUCGGGAGCGGCUCGGAAUCCUCCACCCCUUCCAGCCCCGACCACAGCGCUCCGCAGCCGGGCUCCGGGAAUCUGCCGGGCGGCGCCAGCGUCUCCCCGCUGCGGUGCGGACCGCCGGUCAUAACGCCCACCUCCGGUCAGUUCUCUUCCAGCCCGAUUCAGAGCAGAGGCAGAGCCUACAGCCUUGGCAGUGCGGCCAGCCCGUUGUUCCCUCAAAGGCCGACUUCAGGGUUUAAGUCCCCAACGCUGUCUCCCAUCGUUCUGCAGUCUGUGCAAACGCCAGUCUCAGGGGAGAAGAGGCAGCUGAGGUUCGUGACCCCCGAGGGCGUGGCGGCGGGCGGAGUCAGCGCCGCUAACCGCACAGAGAGCCCGUACGUGGAGGGCUGCUCGCCCAUCAAGAGCUCCUCCCCCAUCCGGCCCCCGGCCCGGGGCUGGGCGCCCUCCGUCUCGCAGCUCUCCCCCACGUUCAGCCCCGGCCCCGCACCACAAAAUGGCCGCCGUCGGAGCGCCGGCCCGGCGCCGCCCAUGGACGUGGAGCCGCUGGACUCCUCCCCCGCGGACCGCGGCGGUAAGGAGGCGGUCCCCAUGGAGACGCGGGACGCGGGCGGGGAGGACGCGGCGGGGGCCCCGCCCGGUGAGCGCCAGGACGAGGGCAGCGGCCUGCCCCUCCGCCUCACCAGCUCCCGCUCCGCCAGCAUGCUCCACACGGACAGCUCCGCCAUGUUCGUGUCCCUGCUCACCGACAGCAGCAUGCAGGUGGACAGUGGUUAUAACACGUACUCGAUCGGGACGAACGGCACCAUAGAUGGAGCCAAUUCAGACAGUCAGGCAAAGGAGCUGCUGGAUCCACUAGUACCUGAGGAAGCUUUUUUGUACACCAAGACUCUACAAAUGAAAUCAAAGAUGAUUAAUCUACACCACUAAUGACGGGUACACGCACACACCCCUCCCCCAGACGCUGAAGAUGACACCACAGCCAGGUUCCCAGUGUUCAUGCACUCGUGCCAUUCGUUAAAAGGGAAAUAUUAAGUACUAAUGCUCCUUUGCUUGCACAAAUGCCAAUUCUUGUUUAUAAAGUUAUAGUAUUUAAUAUUCUUUAUAGUUCAAAUGAAUUAUGGACUAUCAGAUCACAUCACCAAAACACCUGCAGUUUUUGUUUAAAUGUUUUUUAUUUAUAAUUUUGUAUUUUUGGGAAUGUGGACUUGAUCGUUGCAUGGCGUAGCAUUAAGGUCAGGUGAAGAAUGGGAGAGGAGCUGGCGGACUGUAUAUUGCAGGUUUUAGGAAUUUUGUAUUGUUGUUCAAAUGGGUUAACUCCUGCUAAGAACCACUAAGAAGUUAUGCUGCUUCAGAAUAAAUGGUUUUUAUUUUGGUUCUUGUGACAUUAUUUUUCUGUGAACAGAUUGCUUUUAGCGAUGUGUACAUUGUCACAUAUUUAAUAAAAACAAGUUCAAAAACACA
Messenger RNA from Conger conger (European conger), 2211 nucleotides. It is a transcript of the gene bora, whose product is annotated as bora aurora kinase A activator. The transcript has 12 exons. Gene Ontology annotation, cellular component: nucleus; cytoplasm. Gene Ontology annotation, molecular function: protein kinase binding. Gene Ontology annotation, biological process: activation of protein kinase activity; regulation of mitotic nuclear division; regulation of mitotic spindle organization. Lineage: Eukaryota; Metazoa; Chordata; Actinopteri; Anguilliformes; Congridae. Bases 169 to 1677 code for a protein of 502 amino acids. The record is from RefSeq and is a predicted model, not a curated record.